Gaeumannomyces tritici R3-111a-1 is the source of this 1245-nucleotide messenger RNA. RefSeq lists its product as hypothetical. The transcript is spliced from 3 exons. The record is from RefSeq and is a predicted model, not a curated record. Lineage: Eukaryota; Fungi; Ascomycota; Sordariomycetes; Magnaporthales; Magnaporthaceae. Bases 243 to 1037 code for a protein of 264 amino acids.
AAGGAUACGAAGGGAAACCCCAUCCUUGACCAGAGCAAUAAAACUCAAGCGCCCCUCUGCCGACGAGUUUACUUUAAAAGCAGACGGCCGCAUCGAUUGUGAUCGAUAACUUUCAUUAUCAUCAUCAUCAUCCUCAAGCCGCUCACUCCAACACUCGCUCUCAUCUCCGCCUUUGCCUGACCCGCUUCGCUCACUUGGCCCGCUCCGCUCACUUGGACAACCUCCCACCCCCCCUCGCAACCAUGAUGACCCCGACCUUCACCCACGGCGCGCUCAGCCGCCUCGCCAUCGCCGUUCUGGCCCUCUCCCCGGCCGUCCUCGCCCAGGAGACGACCACUUCGGCCGAGCCCUCGGCGACCACCACGACGUCGGCCGAGCCCACGGCGACGCUGCCCCCGGUUGCCCCCGUCUACAACCCGGGCGUCGGCACCAUGACCCUGGUGGGCUGCUACGCGGAGCCCUCCGGCGCCCGCGCGCUCCCGUCCAUCUACCUGGACGCGAACCAGACCGUCGAGACUUGCAUCGCACAUGCCAAGGCGGCCGGUGCCACUUUUGCGGCGCUCGAGUACGGCCAGGAGUGCUGGUACGGCACCAGCGUGCACGGCGGGUCCGCUCGCCGUCCCCUGGAGGAAUGCAACUUCUCCUGCCCUGGCGACGCCGCCGAGUUCUGCGGUGCCAGCAACCGUUUGCUCGUGUACUCUGAGGGUGGCGUUGCCCCGCCCCUGGAUAGCGACACGCCCACGCAGCCCGCCACCAUCGGCGCAUACACCUUCAACGGCUGUGUGACCGAGGGCAACGGCACCAGGGCUCUGACCUCGGCCUCGUUCGCGAGCGACUCCAUGACGCUCCAGGCCUGCGCCACUUUCUGCGACGCCUACAAGUUCUUCGGUGUUGAGUACUCCCACGAGUGCUACUGCGGCGACGUCUUCAGUGAGGGCUCCAUCCCGGCGGCCGGCGACUGCACCAUGGUCUGCUCCGGAAACGGCCUCCAGUACUGCGGCGCCGGCAACCGCCUGUCGUCGUACGGCAAGCCUUAAGCGCGCACCUCGCUUGAGCGCUAGGUUGGAACCUGAUUUUUGGCUUAAUAAACCGCCUUCUAGAUCUGCGGAAGGUGGAGUGAUAGCGAUGAGCACUAGGCUAUGAGAUGGAUGACAUCAGGGGUUGGAACUUCGAUUCUGCUAACACAUAAUUUAAUAAUAAUCACGUGGUGCCGCGUAGGUGCUCAGAAACCCUCCCGUUUGCCCA